AUGGGCAGUCUUCUUAUUGUUCCAGACAAGUCUGAAUAUCAAGUUGGUGAAAAGGCCAAAAUUUUAAUUCAAUCCAAUCAUGAUGGAAAAAGUGAAGGAGUUGCACUUGUCUCACUCAGAAAGGUGAUUCAACAAAUUCCAAUCACCAUUGAUCCAGAAAUUGGAUGUACAGAGAUUGAAAUUGACAUUUCAGAAGAUUCUGUUCCAAAUUUUAAUGUCACUGUCCAAGUAACAGCAAGUCAAUCACGAGUGGACCAUGUUGGAACCGUUCUCGAUCAUUUGCCAAAACAACCAGCACUUUGCCUUUGGUGA
This is a messenger RNA of Naegleria fowleri, 312 nucleotides long. RefSeq lists its product as uncharacterized. NCBI's taxonomy places the organism in Eukaryota, Heterolobosea, Eutetramitea, Acrasida, Naegleriidae. The transcript has a single exon. Bases 1 to 312 code for a protein of 103 amino acids. The record is from RefSeq and is a predicted model, not a curated record.